AUGUUCUACAAAGUCACACAGGUCCGAUCUAUCCUGCGAAUGCCGUGGAGAACACGUGACGUGCUCAAGACCCUCGGUCUGGGCAAGGUCGGCUCCCAGAAGUACUACAAGGUGUCUCCUGGUAUCGCCGGUCAGCUCUACAAGGUCAAGGAGCUGGUCAACGUGGAGAUGGCCGACCAGUACAAGUCCAAGGCCCAGAUCAAGGCCGACCGAAAAACCGAGCCCGGAUUCUCCGUUGUCGGUUCUAAGCGAGCCUAA
This is a messenger RNA of Yarrowia lipolytica CLIB122, 258 nucleotides long. RefSeq names its product mitochondrial 54S ribosomal protein uL30m. Gene Ontology annotation, molecular function: structural constituent of ribosome. NCBI's taxonomy places the organism in Eukaryota, Fungi, Ascomycota, Dipodascomycetes, Dipodascales. Gene Ontology annotation, cellular component: mitochondrion; large ribosomal subunit. Gene Ontology annotation, biological process: translation. The record is from RefSeq and is a predicted model, not a curated record.